CUCAGUGGAUCUGCGUUCGACUACUCCGCCUAGGCUGCACUGUCGAGCGCAGAUCCACUGAGCGCAGCGCAAGCUAGCAAGACAGAAGCUUAGCUCGUUGCAACAUGGCAAAUUGAACCUCCCCCACCCUCAUUCAGAUCUGGCCUUUGGAACUGUUUUGGUCUUCAUGUGAAGUAUGACCCUGAAGCUAUGAUCCGCAGCAGAGCAACCACUGCUGGCACUCUCAUAAAAGAAACUUCACUGGACAACUGAGUGUGUUUGAUUACUACAGACUGGAACUUAGCAGUGCACGCCUUCAGAGCUCAAAAGCAGAAAUCUUCCAGUGUUUCUGUUUCUUCUCUAAUGGAGCUGUCUUGCGCGUCAGCGAGAUAUAUAGAGGACAGGAGACCUCACAGCUGCAAGCUUCUGGAGCUCCAUGUGCUGUUUGUGCCAGCUGACCAGUGGAAUGUGAAGCUCAAUAAAGUCCCUGCUGAAGCCACAGAGAGCUUCAUAUCAGCCGGUUUCAUCAGGGUUUAUCCUGAUGUUACCCUGAAAACUCUUAGGAGUGAGCUGGGCGCUCUCCUUGGUGCACAGAGAAGCGUCAACAAAUUCUCCUUCCUUAAAUGUGUGGGGCGCAGUCUGGCGCUGGUCAAAAGCAAACAGGAGCAAGACCUGAAAGUGAAAGUGUUCGCCCCACCCUAUGCCACGCAGCCAGAGCUUUACUUGCUGCCCGCUGUGGAGAAUGACAGCAGUGUUUGCUCUCGGUCUCUCACCCCUGACACCACCAGCACCUCCCCAGACCACCAGAUCUAUUACCACCCUCCCAAAACGUGCAGCCGGGCAACAGGAACAAAGGAGCCCAUCAAAUUCCCCCAUAUCCCCCAGUAUUCCCAUCAGCCCCCUCCCACACACCGGCUAGAAGAAGAGGAGGAGGAGGAAGAGGAAGAAGGGGAUGAUAGGAGCUACAGCUCUUCAGAAGGAGGUGGGGAGAAGGAAGGUGAAACUCUCUCCUUCAUCAGGAGAGCAGAGCAGGAGUGUUUUCGAGGGCAGGAGCAAAUGACACCCCAGCUUGCUUUGCACACACCCCAACUGCAAGGCUGCAGAGGUGGAGAUAUCCAGCAGUGUGUGGCUGAUUCAGCUCAGGUGAAGGAAUUGCCAGAGAAAGAAGAAACCUGCAGAAAGAAGAAACAUAACCAAAGAGGAAACAGAGCAGCCAGACAUUCAGGAGUAGCCGAGUCCCUGGAGGACAGAGAUUCAGGCUUCUCCCUAACAGACGGGGUUGGGAAAUCAAAAGAGGAACACGCGCUGAAGUCCAUCAGAAACAAUCGAACAGCCGGGCUGUCAGAAAGUCUAGCUCCGUUGUCUAAGCCUGCCAGAUGCGUAUCACCACCUUCAGGUUUAGACUUGGCCACAGUCACCUAUGAAACGGCUGCUUCUCCAGUCCUUCACACAAACAGGGAAGAACUAAUCAGUGAAAUCAAGCUGGUACGGGAGGAGAGAAAGCAGCUGGAGAGGACGCGACAAGAGCUCCUGCGAAAGGGGAAAGACUUGUUAGCCCAGAACAGACACCGCAGGAACCAAGCACGUGACAGCUGGAAAAAGAAAUAUUUUGAAGCCAAGAAGGCCACAGCGCCAUUGGACGAGAACUUGAGAAACUUGAGACAAGAACUGGAGACGUUUUACAACAAAGUCCUGCAUCAGCUGCAGGCCCGAGACAACAGAGCAAAGCCCAGACAUCAAGGAAGAUCCUCCAUAAAGAAUGAGCUCAUCAUUCAGAUCAUGACUGAGAGCCACGAGAUUGACAACCUGAAGAGGAAGGUAGAAGAUGCCAAGAUGAAGCUGGUAACGGAGAUAAAGUUGAGAAAACAGGCUGCCACUGAGCUCAGAGCCCUGAAGGCUGAGCUGGCUCAGAAGAAGAGUCAGUCAUCUCAUCCUGGCCUGAUGGGAAAUACUCCACGGCACGGAGCACAAGUCCAGAGCAGCGCCACCCUGUUCAGAAUAAACUGCACGUGAAAAACCCGUUUUCUGGUUUAAUUAUUU
Pelmatolapia mariae (spotted tilapia) is the source of this 2019-nucleotide messenger RNA. RefSeq names its product spermatogenesis associated 1 (gene spata1). Lineage: Eukaryota; Metazoa; Chordata; Actinopteri; Cichliformes; Cichlidae. The transcript is spliced from 13 exons. The record is from RefSeq and is a predicted model, not a curated record. The coding region runs from base 343 to 1992 and encodes 549 amino acids.